GUUGUCAGGCAAAAUAAGACAGCAGAAGGAAGGGAGGUCCGCAACAGAUAAACACACAGCCUAGCCUCGGCGGCGCGGCGCAUUUCCACAGAGCGGUGCACACGAAGGGAGAGCCGGGCGAGGGAGACGCAGGAACAGAGAGAGAGAGAGAGAGAGAGAGGCUGCUGCGGCCCUCAGCUGUUUUUUUUAAUUCAGCCAUCCGUUGUUUUUUUAUGAGUGUAGGAGGAGAAAGGAGAGGAAUACGCAUCCAGGUGCACCCUUGAAGCGGAAAAGCCAGUGACCUCCUUUCUGUCUUCUGAGAAGGAACCAGGGGUUGCCACGGAGACAGCAGCAGUGGAAAAAAAAGAGAGAAAGGAGGCCCCCCGUGGAUUCAGCUUCCUAGUUCCUAGCCCUGCCUUCACACUACCACAGCUGGAAUGGGUGGGAGACACUGGCCUCUGUCAGAGAAACACAUAUGAAUUGCAGAUGGCAAUGGACAUAAAGGGCCAGUUUUGGGCAGAGGAUGAAUCUGACGGAGACAAUGACUCGGAGGAAUUCCUGUACGGGAUUCAGGGAAGCUGUGCAGCUGACCUAUACAGACACCCCCAGUUGGACGCCGACAUCGAGGCAGUGAAGGACAUCUACACUGACAGCGCGGUCUCUGUCAGGGAGUAUGGGACGAUUGACGAUGUGGACAUCGACCUGCAAAUCAACAUCGGUUUCUUGGACGAGGAGGUUGCGACCGCCUGGAAGGUGAUCCGCACCGAGCCCAUCGUGCUUCGCCUCCGCUUCUCCCUCUCCCAGUACCUGGAUGGACCCGAGCCGUCGGUGGAAGUGUUCCAGCCGUCCAAUAAAGAGGGCUUCAGCCUGGGACUCCAGCUGAAAAAAAUCCUCAGCAUGUUCACAUCACAGCAGUGGAAACACCUGAGCAAUGAGUUCCUGAAGGCGCAGCAGGAGAAGAGGCACAGCUGGUUCAAGGCUGGGGGCACCAUCAAGAAGUUUCGUGCUGGACUCAGCAUCUUCUCCCCCAUACCCAAGCCCUCGUCCAGAUCGCCCAGUUUCCCCCUGAUCCAGGACCCGGGUCUGAAGGGGAAGCUGGCCGUGCCGGAGCUGCGGGUCACCCGGCUCAUGAACCGCUCCAUCUCCUGUACCGUGAAGAACCCCAAGGGGGAGCUCUUCAGCUACCCCCCCAACAGCCAGACUGUGGCUGUCCCUGCGGCCAGGCCUCCGGCGCAGAUUACCACGAAGCAGCUGAUUGAAUUGUUUUUUUCAUCCCAGGCGGGAGGCCACUGCAAGAAUAUUCCUACCUUGGAGUAUGGCUUCUUAGUGCAGAUAAUGAAAUACUCGGAGCAGCGGAUCCCCACGCUGAACGAAUACUGCGUGGUGUGCGACGAGCAGCACGUCUUUCAGAACGGCUCCAUGCUCAAGCCGGCAGUGUGUACCAGGGAGCUGUGUGUGUUUUCCUUUUACACGCUGGGAGUGAUGUCAGGAGCAGCCGAGGAAGUGGCCACUGGAGCAGAGGUGGUGGAUCUGCUGGUUGCCAUGUGCCGGGCAGCUCUGGAAUCCCCCCGCAAAAGCAUCAUCUUUGAACCCUACCCUUCUGUGGUCGACCCCAACGACCCCAAGACCCUGGCCUUCAACCCCAAGAAGAAGAACUAUGAGAGGCUUCAGAAAGCUUUGGACAGUGUCAUGUCCAUCCGGGAGAUGACACAGGGGUCAUAUUUGGAGAUUAAGAAACAGAUGGACAAGCUGGAUCCUCUGGCACACCCCCUGCUGCAGUGGAUCAUUUCCAGCAACAGGUCUCACAUUGUCAAGCUUCCGCUGAGCAGGCAACUGAAGUUCAUGCACACGUCCCACCAGUUCCUCCUGCUCAGCAGCCCCCCAGCCAAGGAAGCCCGCUUCCGCACCGCCAAGAAGCUCUACGGCAGCACCUUCGCCUUCCAUGGGUCCCACAUAGAGAACUGGCACUCCAUUCUGAGAAAUGGACUAGUCAAUGCCUCUUAUACCAAACUGCAGCUACACGGGGCAGCGUACGGGAAGGGCAUCUAUCUGAGCCCCAUCUCCAGCAUUUCCUUUGGAUAUUCAGGGAUGGGGAAGGGACAACAUCGCAUGCCAACCAAAGACGAGCUGGUCCAACGUUAUAACCGCAUGAACACCAUUCCACAGAGCCGUCCAAUACAGUCCAGGUUUCUUCAGAGCCGGAAUUUAAACUGCAUUGCUCUGUGUGAAGUAAUAACAUCUAAGGACCUGCAGAAGCACGGGAACAUUUGGGUGUGCCCUGUAUCUGAUCACGUCUGCACGCGGUUCUUCUUUGUGUAUGAGGACGGCCAGGUGGGAGACGCCAACAUCAACACCCAAGAGCCCAAGAUCCAGAAGGAGAUCAUGCGCGUCAUUGGGACCCAGAUUUACUCCAGCUGAGAGGAUUCGGAGGAGACGACGCUCGUUUGUCCACCAGGGGGCACCGGGAGCACGCGCGUGGCCUGAGCCCGCUGGGCCGUUCGAGCCAUAGCGCGGACGAAACGGCUCGAUUUUCGCUGGCUUGAGGGGAGAGCGAGUGGAGCUUUCUGUCUGUUUCCUUUCACUCUCCUUCUCUUUUAUUUCGCCCCUUCUAUUUCUCAUUCCGUCUUUGACAGCCCCUAAUAGACGUUUUACCAUCUGCCUUUCGAAAAGGCCCCGGGUGAAUGAUUGAUAAUGGACUUCCCUUCAGAUGAAAUGAGGUUGACAGGCAGAAAUAUCUCCCGUUGAAGCUGUCUGUUUAGGGAGACUCUAAUGAGACUUUUAAAUAGGAUAUUUGAAAUCCCGUGGCCUACUCACGUUGGUCUCCCAUUGAGCAGGAAGAACAGAUAAGAACAUUAAGCUCGAUCCAGUCUGUACACUGGUCUGCUGUCCUGUUCACCUGACCUGACCUAUCGACUCGCCAACCCCCUGCCUCCGAGACUCUGCCCAGUGCUCUCUCAUCCCCCCCCCCCCCCCCCCCCCAAGCCACUGUGCCAUUUUACUCAACCUUUCAUUUUACAGGCAGUGGCCGAUAAAACUGUCUUUGUCAUUUCAAACGGCGGAUGUCUGAAAUUCACUAUAUUGGAAAAUAAUUCAGAAUGAUCCAGAAUGCUUGUACGAGCCUGCCGUUGCUGGCCUGAGGAUAAUGGGGUGAACAAGCCUUUGUUUGUCAUUUCAUUACUUUUUUAUGAGGGAGUGUUUUGGCGACCUUUGGUUCGUUUCAUAUUCCUUCGAGUCAUUUAACGUGAGCGCAGAUCUCAGGCGCGAUCAGCCGUGUCCUAAGCACCGCUUUGCAGUUAUUUUCCCUAAAUUAAAGCUGAUUUCCCUUUGCUGCUUGAAUAAACACGGAGCUCCUUGAAUACAGAAUUGGAGCGGGCUCGCUCUGCAUAUAGCGUAAUCACGUCCCUUAUAGCAGCUCCUCACACGUGACACGAAGACGAAACUUAUUCUGACUGCACAAGAACAAAGCGAGGUUAUUUUCAGAGCGGGGCCUGUUCUUAAUGGCUCAUAUAGGAGAUACAGAAUGUCACAGUAAAAACGUGUAUACUUCCAUUGUUUCUUCAUUUAUACCCCAAGGAUCUUUCUGGAUGGUUUCGGCAAAAUUUACAUACUCUAUCAACCUGGGCACCAGUCUCAACAGCUUUUCUUUCUCUGUGGAGGAAUGAAAAAAAAAAUGGAUAAACUAGAAGCUGUUUGCUGGAUUCCCAACCAAUUAGCAUUAAAGUAGUUUGAAGGAUUCCUAUCCAAUCAACACUGAGGUCCUCCACAGGCACUUGUAUAUUAUGCUUAUCCGGCCGGUAUUUCCUUAAAUGAGGGACCAUGGGGCUAUUUAUCGGCAUCUCUGAUUGAAAACUCAUUCCUAACAGAACUCCGGAGGUUACUGAAGUGCUUUAAUUCAAAUCAGUUCUGUUUACCUUGGGGAAUGACCGUCAUGUAUAAUUUACCUAGUUAGUUAUGCUCUAAUGUGAUUGAUGGUUUGUAUUUAUGUUUGCGUGUUUUAUACUUUCCAUUGCACUAUUGCAGAGUUUUCCACACUCAAAGAGACUUGUCUUAUGAACGAUUAAAUGACAUCACUUGGCAGCCAUUUUGUGAGCUUGCUUGUGGUGGCCGGUACAACUUCAGAGAGGCAUUAAAAAGAGUAUGAAAGAGGUUUUGGAUACCUUGAAGAAUGUUUGGUGGAUGGUAAGGCAAGAAAACAGUGUAUUGCUUAGACAACAGGGAAUCAAGAGAAACACUGACACCCAAACAUAUCUCUGCUUUCCUGAUAUACUUCCUUCCUGUCCCAAUAGUUCACUUGGACCAUCAGUGUCCACUGCUUUCCCAAUGGUGAUACUGUACUUUACGAUUAAUUAUGUAUCUGUUAAACAGUGGUUUCUUGUCUUUUUUCCUGUCAGUCUUGUGCUUGAAUGAACGGGAUUCAAAUGUAAUCCUGAAAGUAAAAAAAUAAAAUAAAAUAAAGAUUUUGCACAAUUUUAUACAA
This is a messenger RNA of Anguilla rostrata (American eel), 4456 nucleotides long. RefSeq names its product protein mono-ADP-ribosyltransferase PARP6. Gene Ontology annotation, biological process: endoplasmic reticulum unfolded protein response. Gene Ontology annotation, cellular component: membrane; nuclear envelope; endoplasmic reticulum tubular network. Gene Ontology annotation, molecular function: kinase binding; NAD+ poly-ADP-ribosyltransferase activity; protein serine/threonine kinase activator activity. Bases 466 to 2397 code for a protein of 643 amino acids. NCBI's taxonomy places the organism in Eukaryota, Metazoa, Chordata, Actinopteri, Anguilliformes, Anguillidae. The transcript is spliced from 23 exons. The record is from RefSeq and is a predicted model, not a curated record.